CAAACCGAUUAUAUCAGUCAUAAACAUAAAACUUCAUUGAGAGAAGACGAAACGAAGUAAAAAAAAACAGUAAAAGUAAACAUCCAUACACACACGAAACAGAUAGUGCAAGCGAAAAAGGAAAUCAGUCUGAAUAAAAUAGAACUGAGGACAAUAUUUCAUUUGUUUUGAUAAUCUGUUGAUUGAUUACGAUCGCAUAGAAUCGACUGACAUGAGUGGAAUAAAUUAAUUGUAGAAACAAGUGCUGCUUGUUGCAUCGCAUCAAAAAUUAUCGACUUGUUUAUGCACACACAAAAAAAGAAAAAGGCAAGGAAAAACCCUUUCGUUUGAACACACACACACACAUACUGUGUGCAGUGACAUAUUUGCGAUAACUUUCACAAAGUGAUUGAAAGUGCAGAACGAAUAAGUUUUUGUUCUUUUUUAAAUAAAGAAAUUAAACUGUGUGUAAAUCAUGACAUAUUCGCCAAAUAAAAAUCUGUCACGAUUUCAUUCAGCCUGUCAUGGGGUGAACAUUGAACUGUUAGACGGGAAUACUGUUGCGCAUCGCAAAACCAGCUAUGCGAAUGGGCUCACAUUUUCCGAAAAACCAUUGCGAUUAGGUGAAAUAUUUUUGCUUGAAAUCAAGAAAAAUGAGCGAGGUUGGUCUGGCUAUAUGCGAUUAGGUUUGACACAAUUGAAUCCAAAUUUCGAUGCAUUUGGCAUCGAUGGAUUGCCACAAUAUGCGUGUCCGGAUCUUUCGAACAGAGGCACCAGUUGGGUAUUCCCAAUCACAAAAUCCAGCCCAUGCGGUUCGGCACAAAAGUAUACACGACGACUGCGAAAUAAUCGACAUUUAAAUGGCUCAUUUCAAUUGGAUGACGACAAAGAUGAAGACGAUGAUGACGAAGAUGAUUCUGAUUCAGACUACGAACUGAAAUCAACAGUUAAUAUACUAGGAAAUGAGGAUUUGUAUGUACGAACUACUAGAGGCGUUAUACCACGACGGACGCUCAAACCGAACGCACCAUACAGCUCAGAUAUGUUGCCCUCAGAUACCGGAUCACGCAUCGGAAUGGUCUACGUACAGAAUCCAUCGGAUGCAAACAAAGCUGAAAUGCAUUUCAUUGUAAAUGGUGAGGAUCAAGGGCCAUGCACAAAGGACAUACCGUACAAAGAAUCCGAACUAUAUGCUGUGAUCGAUGUCUAUGGAACUACGAAACAGGUUAAAAUCAUUCAACUUUAUGAAAUUGCAACAUUACAGAGUUUAUGCUGCAACAUGAUUCUAUCAUUGGUUGAUCGUAAUUCAGGCGAUGUGCAGAAUCUACCGUUGCCGGUCAAAUUGAAAAAUUACCUGCUAAAUUACUAAGAAUUUGCUUGGGACAACGCGGUUGUGAGAAAACUACAUAAGGAGCUUAAAAGCCUGGCGAAAGGAUAAUGAUGAAAUGAACAAAGCAAUUACGAAACGAAUAUAAAAACAAUUUGAUCAACAUAUUGAUAGAACCACGAAAAAAAAGUCAUGUGAAUAGCAUCAACACUUUGUACUCACUAUAUGUAUGUUUUUGAGGAAAUCGGACAGUUGAGUCAAUGUCAUUUUUACAUAGUGUUUUUCAGUACAAGCAGAUUAAAAAAAAACUAUUUUAAAAGCAUUUAAUAUAGUAGAUUGUCACACCUACAGCUAGUUACCGUACUAUAUGUAUCAGCUUAAGAGGAAAAAAAUCUGCUCUGAAAAUGGUUUUUAAUAUACUUUUGGAAUAUACUUGACGCCGAAUGCACUACUGUCCCCGGUACUGUUCCAGCCAAUUUACAUUCCAAAUCGAAUUAUUUAUGCGUUAUUGAUUUCCUCAUUAUCAUCAAUGGAAGAUAUGUUUCCAACAUUUCUGAAAUCAUGCGAAACAAAAAAGAUCAACCAAAAUGAUUUGUAUUUUUCCAGUUCAGCAUGUAUUUAUUUGUAAUAAAAAUAAUAUUGCGUCAAACAGUUAAA
This is a messenger RNA of Sitodiplosis mosellana (orange wheat blossom midge), 1963 nucleotides long. RefSeq names its product neuralized-like protein 2. Bases 455 to 1348 code for a protein of 297 amino acids. NCBI's taxonomy places the organism in Eukaryota, Metazoa, Arthropoda, Insecta, Diptera, Cecidomyiidae. Gene Ontology annotation, molecular function: ubiquitin protein ligase activity. The record is from RefSeq and is a predicted model, not a curated record. Gene Ontology annotation, biological process: intracellular signal transduction. The transcript is spliced from 5 exons.